Molecule: messenger RNA, 4619 nt
Organism: Sphaerodactylus townsendi
Lineage: Eukaryota; Metazoa; Chordata; Lepidosauria; Squamata; Sphaerodactylidae
Gene: IWS1
Product: interacts with SUPT6H, CTD assembly factor 1
Exons: 14
Coding region: 153-2333 (726 amino acids)
Biological process (GO): poly(A)+ mRNA export from nucleus
Cellular component (GO): nucleus
Source: RefSeq, a predicted model, not a curated record
GCGGAGGUGUAUGGGAAAGUAGUGAACAUUGUUGCUUCCGGUUUAAUAUCUGAAGAUUUCCUCCCAUACGCGACUCUUUCCUCUCCGGUGCCCGCCACGAAAAUCGGUGCCCCGCCCCCUCCGCUCGGAGCACGAGAGUGGGAGGCGGGGCUAUGGAGGCAGCGUAUUUUGGCGGGGAACAGUCAGAUGAUGGUGGAGCCACUCCAGUGCAGGAUGAGCGUGAUUCAGGAUCAGAUAUGGAAGAAAAUGGACAUGAGCAGCACUCCGUAUCAGAGAAUGAAAGCAUAGGACAACAUUCAGAGAACGAACUCAGCGAUGAAGAAGAUGAUGGCCAAACUAGGGGCCAUCCUGUGACGGACUCUGAAAAUGAAGAUACCCCAAGGCAAAAACAUAGCGAUUCAGAAAAUGAGGAUGUCCCAAAUCACAAUGCUAGUGAUUCAGAAAAUGAAGGGGCUCAUGUAGGAAAAGAUACUGAUUCCGAUAACGAGGAUCACCCUGUUCACCGUGCCAGUGACUCUGAGAAUGAGGAUGCUAUAAAUCCUCAGGCCAGUGAUUCUGAGAAUGACGGGGCUCCUAAAGGCCAUGACAGUGAUUCUGAAAAUGAGGAACCUCAGAAGCCUGUGGCCAGUGACUCUGAAAAUGAGGGCUCGCACAAAGAUCAUACCAGUGACUUAGAAAAUGAGGAGCCCCAGAAACACCCGGCCAGUGACUCAGAAAAUGAAGAGCACCCAAAAACUCAUAACAGCGAUUCAGAGAACGAGAUGGCUCCAAAACCUUUUGCCAGUGACUCUGAAAAUGAGGUGCCAAGGGCCCAGCCCAGUGACUCUGAGAACGAAGAUGACCCUGGAAGUAAGCAAACAGCAGAGUCGGGUGAUAAUGAUACAGAGGAUAAGAAAGAGGAAGAAACGGAGAAUGGUGGUCACCUUUCAGACAGUGAUCAACCAGGAAAAAGAUCUCACGGCUCUGACAGUGAGGAAGAAGAUGGCCCUAAAAAAUGGAAGAUCGCGGACAGUGAUGAGGAAGAAGAGGAAAAGUCCACAAAGAGGAAAACUGCCGUACUCUCUGAUAGUGACGAUGAGGAAAAAACACCUGUGAAAAGGGGGCGCCUGAUCUCUGACGGUGAAGAAUCAGAUAGCGAUGCUGCAUCAGAGAAAUAUGAGAAGCAAAAGAAACAUCUAGCUUCAGAUAGCGAGGACCAGGAAGAUGAUGACAAAGCCGAUGAUGCUGGGAAGAAGAAGGAAGAAAAAGAUCUCUUUGGGAGCGACAGCGAGUCCGGAAAUGAGCAAGAAAACCUCAUUGCAGAUAUAUUUGGAGAAUCUGGAGAUGAAGAGGAGGAAGAGUUCACAGGAUUCAACCAGGAGGAUUUGGAAGAAGAGAAAGGAGAACGGAAAGGAACAGCAGAUGAUUCAGACUCCGACGACAAUAUCAAACGAGGAAAACAUCUGGACUUCAUGUCAGAUUUUGAUAUGAUGCUACAACGGAAGAAGAGCAUGAGCGGCAAGCGCCGGCGCAACCGUGAUGGCGGGACCUUUAUUAGCGAUGCAGAUGAUGUCGUCAGUGCUAUGAUUGUGAAGAUGAACGAAGCUGCCGAGGAAGACAGGCAGCUGAACACACAGAAGAAACCAGCACUAAAAAAGUUAACUUUGCUUCCAACUGUGGUUAUGCACCUGAAAAAGCAGGACCUGAAGGAGACUUUCAUUGACAGUGGUGUGAUGUCAGCUAUCAAAGAGUGGCUUUCUCCCUUGCCAGAUCGAAGUCUUCCGGCACUGAAAAUUCGAGAGGAGCUUUUGAAGAUUCUGCAAGAGUUACCUAGUGUGAGCCAAGAGACCUUAAAACACAGUGGGAUCGGGCGAGCAGUGAUGUAUCUCUACAAACACCCUAAGGAAUCGCGGCCCAACAAGGACAUGGCAGGAAAGCUAAUUAAUGAAUGGUCUCGGCCUAUUUUUGGUCUAACCUCAAACUACAAAGGAAUGACAAGAGAAGAAAGAGAACAGAGGGAUCUGGAACAGAUGCCACAACGAAGGCGACUGAGCAGCUCUGGUGGUCAAACACCCCGCAGGGACUUGGAGAAGGUGUUGACAGGAGAGGAGAAAGCUCUUAGACCUGGUGAUCCAGGAUUUUGUGCUCGUGCAAGAGUUCCAAUGCCCUCCAACAAGGAUUAUGUGGUCAGACCAAAAUGGAAUGUGGAAAUGGAAUCUUCCAGGCCUGGAACUAUUAAGAAAGGUAUUAGUCGGUUGGAAAAACACAAGAGGCGGUUUGCGGAACAAAAAAGACUUGGCAAAAUGCAUCGGGCUGUCAAAUUCAGCAUUGAAGGCAACAGGAUGCCCUUGUAGUAGCCUUGAAAUUCUGCUUGUCUCAGGUUUGGAAGGUAUCCUCAAAAGAAGUGUGAACAGUGCAUGUACUUUAGUUGUUGGCAUUGUGCGCACUCAGGCAAAACAGCAUGACUCUACUAACUGCUCCCUAGAAAGUACUGUAAAACAUGAAAAAGACAUCUGCAUAUUACUAAACUUGCCCAGUUUCGUGAUCUGCUUUAUAAAAUGAGCUCAAAGUGUUAAUAUCUGCAUUAACAUAGGUAACAGACACUGUCAUGCUAAAUUUCCAGCUUCAAAUAGUUUUAAAUUCAAUUCUAUGUUGAAGUACUAAGUUUGUCUCCUUUAAAGCUGGCCUGUACAAGACAUUUGUAGUUGAGUUUGAGUUCUUUGAAGAUUUGCAGGAGUCCUGAGCCACUUAGAAGUCUAAGGUUUUUUUUACAACAUAUACUUUUGUAGACUGAAGAAGAGUUGGAUUUAUAUCCCCCCAUUCUCUCCUGUGAGGAGACUCAAAGGGGCUUACAAACACCUUUCUCUUUCCCCCUCACAACAAAUCCUUAGAUGCAUAAAGAUAAGAACAUUUCAAAUGUUGUUUAAACACAGUUCUGUAUCAAUAAAUAAUGCACUAUUCUAAACAGUCUGCUUACAGUGACCAGUUUGGCUGCAUCACGCUUUUUAUAGUUCAACAAAUUCUCUGUGAAGAAAAAGUAGGUUUGAUCUGCUUUUUGUGAUUGUUUUUAGUAUACCCUACUCAGAUUCUAAUUUCACCCUCUCUUUAACAGUUCUCUGGCAGUUACCUGCCCAGAUAUUUAUUUAUUCAUUUUACAAAGUUUAUGUCCCACCUUUUUGUCCUCUUAAGGGUACUGAGACAGAUAACAAAUUUUUAAAAAGUAAUUAAAAUCACAUCUUCAGAACCAUUAAAACCAACAAAAACACAUAAUUAAAACCUACAAAAACAACAAAAAAUUGGGCAGGAAGGAAUCACUUAGGGGACGGUAAAUGAAACAAAAGUCUUCAUGUGCUAGCAGAAGAUGGCAACAGAAGAGGCAAGACAAGUCUCUCUUUAGGUGUCACAACAAAGAAGAUCCUCUCUGAGGCUGCCACCUGCCAAGGUGGUGGCACUCAAAAGUCAGGCUUCCAGAGAUGUCCAUGGUGGUUGGAUAUGUCUGGCCAGGUCCCAACCUAAUUUAGCUUCAGAAAUGCAGCUGCAUAAUGCUGACAGCAAACACAGCGAAAAUAUUUGAUCAAGAAUAUUACCUUGGAUCCAAAGAACCUCCUUCUUUUAAGCAAGUGGUAGUUUUUCUUCUGAUUUCCACCAUUUUCAUAGCCAGAAAAGCUGCUCUGCAGGGUUCCCAGUCCUCUCCAGCUACUUUUGUUCAGGUACAGAGGGCAGCAGGUAGCAAAGAGAUUUGGAAGGCCUACACAAAUGAAAAUAUCUUUUGUUCCCGAUGUGGCAUCUUUCAAUCCAAGCCAUUUAUGCAAGGAAAGCUAGGGAGAAUUUUUUAGUAUUUAUUUGACUUCAUUUUAAAAUCACCCCAUUAGAGUUUGACAUGUUCAGGUCAAGAUUCAGAUCUGUGUUUUAGCUCUGAUGUUUUCUGUCUUGGGCAUGCUGGUAUCUCUCAGACUAACCCACCUCACACAGAUGUCAAAUGAGUGGUUGGCUGAGUUCAUUGAAGGAUGGGUGGGCCAAACCUAGCAGGUACUUAUUUAUUAAUCUUUUGUUUCACAGAACUUUUAUAAGUUGUAGCCCAAGCAUAUGAUACUCAGAAUCUGUAGAUUUGUUCAGGGUACAAAGAGUAUAAACUACUACAUCAAUUCUAAGGCAAGUAAAGGAUAAGUUAAAGAAUUAGUUUCUCAAGAAUGAAAUGUGGUGCUGGCAUCUGUUGAAGAAGGCUGAUUUUGAGAGAGAUGAGCCUUCACAGGAUUGUGCUGCUUUAACUAGUUUUGAUCAGUUGAUUGGGUAAGUCGUUGUGUUGUAGCCAUCUUGGAAAUGGAAUAGCCCACCUUGGAAUCUCUACUUAGCUGCAAAAUUUACUGAAAGGACUUGGGCAAGACAUGUUCUGAAUGUGACUGGUUUGGGAAGAUAAAGCAGAAUUGUAAAACAUGCAAUGUCUUGAAAUAGGCUGAAGAACUUGUAAUUUGGACUAUAGGGAUGUCAGUGCAAUGUUUAGAAGGAGAUAAAUGUUUACAGAUACAGGGGUGAGGACAGUGAUGUAGGUAUAGAUUUUUUAUGAGGGGGUUCAAGGGCGGGACCACGCCCCACCCACCCCUGGGGCCGUGACCACGCCUCCCCAAGCCCCACCCUGGCCU